UGCGGUGCGCUCUGAUAUUUCAGUGAUUUCUUUCUUGUGAGAAUCAAAUGAUCUUGCUCUUCCUUUGCUUCUAAACCCUUUACUCUCUGACAAUGAUAUCUCUCAAACCCCUUCCUACCAAUCUCGAUUCCUCAUUUUUCCAUUCCUUAAUGCCAUUUAAAUCCUUCAAUCCCAAAACCCAGACCCUAAAAUACUCGAAAUCCCACUCCCAUUCUGCCGUCCAAUCCGUCCUCCAAUGGAAUAGGAAGCCCGAAUUGGCUGGGGAGACCCCACGCGUUGUCGUAAUCACCUCUGGCAAAGGUGGCGUCGGCAAGACUACCACCACUGCUAAUGUCGGUCUGUCAUUGGCUCGUCUCGGUUUCUCCGUCGUCGCGGUCGACGCCGAUGUUGGCCUCCGAAAUCUCGACCUUCUCUUGGGUCUCGAAAAUCGAGUCAAUUAUACUCUCGUUGAGGUUAUGAACGGAGAUUGCCGCUUGGACCAGGCCCUAGUGCGUGACAAACGGUGGUCCAAUUUCGAGCUCCUGUGCAUCUCGAAACCUCGCUCAAAGCUGCCAUUGGGAUUCGGUGGCAAGGCGCUAGUUUGGCUAGUGGAGUCACUAAAAACCAGGUCCGAAGGUUGCCCUGAUUUUAUAAUUAUAGAUUGUCCAGCGGGGAUUGAUGCAGGGUUCAUUACGGCCAUAACUCCAGCGAAUGAGGCAGUGCUUGUCACCACACCCGACAUCACGAGCCUUCGAGAUGCGGAUAGAGUGACGGGGCUGUUGGAGUGCGAUGGAAUUAGGGAUAUAAAGAUGAUUGUGAAUAGGGUGAGGACUGAUAUGAUCAAAGGCGAGGACAUGAUGUCGGUGCUGGAUGUGCAGGAGAUGCUGGGGUUGGCGUUGUUAGGGGUGAUUCCAGAGGAUUCAGAGGUAAUUAGGAGCACGAAUAGAGGAUACCCACUUGUGUUGAAUAAGCCUCCUACUCUUGCAGGGUUGGCUUUCGAGCAGGCUGCUUGGAGACUUGUUGAGCAGGAUACUAUGAAAGCUGUUAUGGUGGAGGAGGAGCCUAAGAAACGUGGGUUUUUUUCCUUGUUUGGAGUGUAAACAUGCUGCUAUUUGGUCACGUUAAAUUUGCAAGCUACGUUGGCUGUGACAAGGGGAGAGGUGAGCUGUGUACAGUUUGUCAGUUGGUGUAUUAUGUUUUGAUUUGAUGGGGACAUUUCUUUUAUUAGCUCUUGGGUUGCGAAGCUGCAUGCCCUUAUUGUUGAAUGAGGAUUGUUUUGAUUUAGUUAAUUUUGUCUCUUGAAUGGAGAAUGGUAUAAUGCUUAUUCUGUUUUCGUU
Messenger RNA from Manihot esculenta (cassava), 1316 nucleotides. RefSeq names its product putative septum site-determining protein minD homolog, chloroplastic. The record is from RefSeq and is a predicted model, not a curated record. The transcript has a single exon. The coding region runs from base 93 to 1079 and encodes 328 amino acids. Lineage: Eukaryota; Viridiplantae; Streptophyta; Magnoliopsida; Malpighiales; Euphorbiaceae. Gene Ontology annotation, molecular function: ATP binding; ATP hydrolysis activity. Gene Ontology annotation, cellular component: cytoplasmic side of plasma membrane; cytosol. Gene Ontology annotation, biological process: negative regulation of cell division.